AUGCCCACUGGCAAAAAGUCAUGGACUUUAGAGCUUGUCAAAAAUGGCAAGCGCACACGCAAAAAACUGGGCACUUACCCUACGCUAUCUUUGAAAGACGCAAGGGAAUUAGCCAAUAAAGAGCGCAAACAAGCGAUUAUGGGCGUGCGUGAUAUCACGCUUGGUGAAGUGAUUGAUGAAUGGAUUGAGCUUUAUAGCAAGGCUUGGACGAGCGAGAAGUACCGCUAUACAGUGCUAUAUCGCAUUGGUUUGGUGACUGACACUUUACGCCACCGUAUGAUAUACGAUAUCACACGCAAAGAUAUUGCUGACCAAAUCGCGCCUAUUGUUGCUGAACAGAAAAAAGUGACGGCUGACCGCGCCCUACGAAAUAUCAAAGCGAUUUUUGACUAUGCGAUUGUGCGAGAUUAUAUCCAAGCUAACCCCUGUCAUCUUGUUGAAAAGAUGAUACCUGAGCAUACCGUCACAAAUAUGGCUUGUCUGCCGUUUGAGCAAAUGCCAAAGUUUUGGGCAACCAUCAAUCAAACAGAAAUCACCAACGAAGUGCGUAUUGCUUUAGCCUUAUACAAUUACUUGGCAGUACGACCAAACGAAUUAGCAAACGCGAAAUGGGCAGAGAUAGAUUUAGAAAAAGGAAUAUGGCUAAUACCAGCGCAUAGAAUGAAAAUGCGUAAAGAACACAUGAUACCGCUCGCCAGUCAACCGCUUGAGCUUUUUAAAUGGCUGUAUGAACACAGAAAAAGCGAUGAGUAUGUUUUUAUCAAUCGCACCAACCUAGCCAAGCCCAUGCCAGUAGAGACACCUUUAGCUGCGAUUAAACGUGCAGGAUUUGCGGGCAAGAUGACCACACACGGAUUUAGGGCGUUAUUUAGCACGCACGCCAACAACUCAAAACUAUGGGAUAGUGACGUAAUCGAGCGAUGCCUUGCCCAUGUUGAGAAAAACAAAGGACGCGCGGCAUAUAACCGCGCUGAGUAUUGGGAACAUAGAGUCAAGUUAAUGCAGUGGUGGGCUGAUAUUGUGAGUGAGUGGAUAGGUUAA
This is a messenger RNA of Aptenodytes forsteri (emperor penguin), 1041 nucleotides long. Its product is annotated as prophage integrase IntA-like. Gene Ontology annotation, molecular function: DNA binding. Lineage: Eukaryota; Metazoa; Chordata; Aves; Sphenisciformes; Spheniscidae. The transcript has a single exon. The record is from RefSeq and is a predicted model, not a curated record. The coding region runs from base 1 to 1041 and encodes 346 amino acids. Gene Ontology annotation, biological process: DNA recombination; DNA integration.